CAACUUCUCCCUUUUUGUGCCAUUUUUAAAACAUAAACUUGAACAUGGCAAUUUUUUCAUAGAAUGGCAAAAGUCCAUGGCAAUUUUGUUGUGCAAAAGACCCGUGUUUAUUAUUCACAGAAAAACUGGGCUUUUUACUUGUCAUAACUUAAUAUGGGCUUUAUGUUUCAUUUUUCUUUUCACAGGAAUAAGGCCUCCAGGGCCUGGUGCGUGGGUUGUUCGGGCUGGGGCGCUCUAUUCCCGAACUGAGUUGUUCGAUCGAUGCCCCUCUUGUCCCGAACGUUCGGACUGGGAGCAACCUAAACGGAACGGUCGGGAGUUAUCGACGUCCUUUGAAAAUGGGCUUUAUGUAGCCCGUCCUACGCCGGGCAUUUUCGUGUUUGGACUUUGGAGGGGGUACUGAAACCGAGGGAAUCGCAAAAACCGCGGAAGCUGAGGGUGGGCGGUUGGCCACUGCUGCCUUGAAUUGAAUUGACGAGUCUGCUACCGUCCCGCAUUCACGAGCAGAGUGAAGGAGGGGGAAGGAAGCAGAAUCCAGAAGGGGAAAUGGCGGAAUCGAACUCGUACGAGGAGCAGCGCCGGAGGCAGAUGGAGGAGAACCGCCGGAAGCUGGAGGAGCUCCGCCUGCACCACCUCUCCGCCGCCGUCCGCGAGGCCGCCGCCAGGCCCAAGCCCAAGCCCAACCCCAGGCCGAAGCGCAAGGCCCCGGAGCCCGGCGAGCUCCGGCGGUCCGGCCGCGUCGCCGGCCUCCCGGAGCAGCCCAGCUACCUCGAGGGCGCACGGCAGCGCGACCACCAGGGAAUGUACGCCGCAUAUGGCGCUACUAUUUGGAAAGGACCGACCGACGAACAGAGGGCCGCCGCCGCCGCCAAACAAAAGGCGGAGGAGCUCCAGCGCCGGAUUCACGGCAUCCUCUGGCCCGCCUUCGUCAAGCCCAUCACCCACGACUGCGCCAGCAGGGCAGCCGUGAUGACAAUCCCCAAGCACUUCAUCCAGCAUCUCCCGGCGCACGACGAGGCGGUCGUCUUGGUGGAUGAGGCUGGUGACGAGUUCCACAUGCUGUACAAUGCCAGCAAACUGGGCAGACACUGCUACCUCAGCCAGGGGUGGAGACGGUUCGCCGCCCACCAUGACCUCGCCGAUGGCGAUUGCUUGGUUUUCCAACUCACAGACGGGACAAAGUUCAAGGUUUACAUAAUUAGGGCAAGUUCAGGUUAUGGAAAUGACCAAACUUCUGACGAUGAGGACGAACACUAAUGAAGUUGUGUGCUUCUGAAUUCUGAUACAAUGAUUGAUCGGGGCAGUUUGCUAGAGAAGCAAUUUCUUCUCUAUGCUGGAGACUGCUGCAAUUUCGUGCUGGUUGCAUGUAGAGUCGUCGCACUCUCGGUCUCGGUGUAGCAGGAUUUUUAACCUAGAUAGGUCCAUAGGAGUAGUAGGUAGCAGACCUUGUAUGAGCUGAACAAUGAACUAAAUGCUUCUAGCCUGAUGAUGGUCUCGAGUGCAUUUUUCAUUCACCCACAAAAAGAAAGUGCAUUUUUCAUGGUCGAGAUUCUGCUGCAACUCCAGCUUCGUGCUGGUUGCGUCAUGUCGAGUCAUCGCAUUCCGACCUUGUAUGCACUACAAAAAAAAAUGCACUUCCGUGAUGAUACGUGUUUGUCACAGUAGGUCGCGUUUUCUGUCAUGUAUGUACAUCCAUGACAAAUUUAUGA
Triticum aestivum (bread wheat) is the source of this 1709-nucleotide messenger RNA. Its product is annotated as B3 domain-containing protein Os06g0194400. The coding region runs from base 547 to 1257 and encodes 236 amino acids. Gene Ontology annotation, molecular function: DNA binding. NCBI's taxonomy places the organism in Eukaryota, Viridiplantae, Streptophyta, Magnoliopsida, Poales, Poaceae. The transcript is spliced from 5 exons. The record is from RefSeq and is a predicted model, not a curated record.